Molecule: messenger RNA, 2649 nt
Organism: Acanthochromis polyacanthus (spiny chromis)
Lineage: Eukaryota; Metazoa; Chordata; Actinopteri; Pomacentridae
Gene: klf17
Product: Kruppel-like factor 17
Exons: 3
Coding region: 260-1612 (450 amino acids)
Biological process (GO): regulation of transcription by RNA polymerase II
Molecular function (GO): DNA-binding transcription factor activity, RNA polymerase II-specific; RNA polymerase II cis-regulatory region sequence-specific DNA binding
Source: RefSeq, a predicted model, not a curated record
CUCAUAGCAAAUGAUGUACAGGCAAAUUUCUUGGUUAGACUUCGUAUGGCAGGUUGUGUUGGUUGUGGGGAGAAGGGGAAGCCACGCCUCCUGGUCUGCGUAAAGGAGCUAUAAAAGACUCCGUCGGCACUGUUCAUACUCACAUCCUGAAUCCUGGAAGGCUCCUCGACCAGUUUUAGGAAACAUACGCUCUAUGGACAGAGGAUAGGGUCUUCGUCGAGUUUUAAAUUCUUGCUUCUUUCACUCAGAAAAGCUGAUCAUGGCUGUGGCUGAAGCACUGAUGCCAGCUGUGGCAUCGUUCCCGAGCGUCAAAGCGAUGGACAACUUGUGCAGUGUGGAGGAGAGUGUGCGGAGAGGCGCAACAGGUGGCGCAGAAAACCUGCACAUCGAAGGGGAGUUCAGCAUCGUGCAAUCUCCUGCUUUACCCCCCAAAGACGACGACGAGCUGGGGAAAUUUGUGGACAUCGAGUUUAUUUUGUCAAACACCAUCGGUGCUGUAAACAACAGCAACAGCAAUGGGGAUAUUUCACCGACACAGCAGCAGCAGUGCGCGUAUUCCCUGCCGGAGUCGCCGGAAAGCUGCUCCGGCGCUUCUGUGCCAGAAUGCAGCGACCAUACUCCCACUCAUCUGGCUGCUCAGGGCUACCAUGGCGCCGUAAACUUCACGGACUCCAGCCCGGUGCACAGUCUCAUGGCGGAGCUUCUCACGCCUGAGAUGGGCUACCCCGGGGAGAGUUCAGCGGACAAGGCGAGAGAGGGCAGGGAGUACACCGAACUGCGAUCUUUAAACCGCAUUCCAUCAGCUCCUGUUCAUCACCAAGUGGCUACGCCGUCUCCCUCCGGUGGAUACAAAAUCAAAACCGAGCCCGGGGAUCAAUCUUGUAUGAUGGCUGCUGCUGGGAACUUUAUGGAACAAGUGUAUGACAAGCAUCAAAUGCGCGCAAUGCAUCCAGCAGCUUUUACGCACCACCAAGCUGUGGUUCCUGGUGUGUUGCCGGCUUUCGGUGUUCCCCAUAUGCAGCACACCUCAUCUCAGGGACGCACGGAUUGCCACUUGGCGCAAAUGAACUCUGCCGCGAGCACUCAUCAGCAUCCCAGUCAACACCAUCUCCAAAAUCAGUACGCUCCAUAUCACCAGCAGUACGUGCACCAGUCUGUGCCACAGUUCCAAGGACAGUACAACAUGCGCAGAGAGCCGGCCCACGCUCAACAGCAGCACCGCCAGUCUUCUCUGCAGGGGAUGAUGCUCACUCCUCCCUCGUCGCCAUCUUUGUUGGAGUUUUACGGGCACGACGAGGCGGGAUGCAUCAAGCAGAAGCGAGGCCGCAGGUCGUGGGCCAGAAAACGCGCCGCUACGCAUAACUGCGAGUUUCCAGGCUGUGGAAAAACCUACACUAAGAGUUCUCAUCUUAAAGCUCACAUGAGGACGCACACAGGUGAGAAGCCCUACCACUGUAACUGGGAAGGCUGUGGCUGGAAGUUCGCCAGGUCAGAUGAGCUGACCCGUCAUUUCAGAAAGCACACUGGACACAGGCCCUUUCAGUGUCACCUCUGUGAACGUGCCUUCUCUCGCUCAGAUCACCUGGCUCUCCACAUGAAGAGGCACAUGUAGGCUACGCUGAACUCAUGGACAUUUCCAUCUGUCCAUCCUGCAUCAUGAUCAGCAUCCCACAAGAAGCAUCAGGUGUUCUGAUUGCUGGUCCCAGAAAGACUAAAACAAAGCAUUCCUCUAGGGGCCUUCCUCGCCUCACUUUGCCUUAUCGAGCUGCUGAUGUUCAGCCAUUUGAUUUCAGUUGUUCCAUGAUGUUCAGAAUUCAGCUUUUGGUUCUGUUUCUGCUAAAAAAAAAUCCACGUUUGAACAAGAGAUUCGUUUACGCUUUUAUAUGAUGGCGUAGGUGUGUGAUAUCUUGGCAGAGAGACUGUACUCUGCCACAUUUGAGGUAAUACAUUUGAGAUGUCCAUCACAUUCAGCAGCGUGAAGUGCCUCCAGCGGUUGUUGUGCAUAUUUGAACAUAUAAGACUAAGCCUGGCUAAGUUAUAGUAGUUUAGUAUUGAAGACAUUUCCUCACUUUGUCUUUAAAAUAAGUUAUAGGUUGCUGGUGAGUGCCUUAAUAAGACUGCUUAUUUGCUCACUGUGGGCAGGACCCAGACUUUUGCAGAUUUACAUUUGUAAAUAGUAUUUUUUUGCCAUGUUUACAUCUCAUACCUUUGAUACUACUCAAAUCAGGUCAGGGUUGUAAUGAAAUCUCUUUACUCUAUUUUUUUUUCUCAAGGCUGUUCAUAUAGAAUACAGUAUGGAUGUUUAUAUAUAUAUAUAUAUAUAGAGAGAGAGAGAAAGAAAGAUAUUUUCUACGGACUGUAGGCUAGGCCUAUAUUUUAGACAUUUUAUUUGGUUUUGUGAAGGUUUGGUGGAGCAAUGCAAACAAAUUCAGGUACUAUUGUUCAGGAUCCUAGAUGACGGACUUUAAUUCAAAUGUUAUUUACAGACACAAACAUGAACUUUGUUGUUUCGCUUUUUUUUCCUUUUUUUUUUUUAAGAAUGAAGAAAUCCACUGCAACUGGUGGUUGAACUGCUGUACUUGAAACAGAAAUGCAAUUGUUUUUAAUUGCGCUCAAGGGCUCCAAAAUAAAAGUACUUUUGUGUCCACA